AUGCAGCAGUUCGCCCAGCAGCAGCAGCAGCAGCAGCAGCAGCAGCAGCAGCAGCAGCAGCAGCAGCAGCAGGAGGUGCUUCGGGUGGUUUCUUUUAAUAUUCUUGCGGAGGGUUAUGCGCAAACAGCAAAAGCAGAAGAAGUUCUUUACCCGAAGUGCCCCGCGCCUAUGAGGAGAUUCAACCACAGGGCGCCGCUGCUGGGACGAGAGCUGCUGCAGCUGAACGCCGACAUCCUUUGCCUGCAGGAAUGCUCGUUUGAGUGCUUCCAUAGCUGGCUGCUGCUGCUGCUGGGUGCUCACAAGUAUGAGGGCUUCUUGGCCCUGAAGCACAGCAGCAGCAGCAGCAGCAACAGCAGCAGCAGCAGCAGCAGCAACAGCAGCAGCAGCAGCAGCAGCAGCCACAGGGUGAAAGAAGGCACUGCAAUAUUUUUCAAAAAGGAAAAAUUUGAUUUGGUUAAAGCGCAAACCCUCACACUCUCCGCCGAGCUAGCCGAAAACGAGGCGUUCGCGGAUUUGAGAAAAGCCCUCGACAGCAAAUGGCCCCAAGUGCUGGGCUCAAUAAUGCCGCGGCUGGGCAGCGGGCUGCAGCUGCUUUGCCUCCGCAGCAAAAAAAAUAAAAAACUUUUUGCUGUUGGAAAUACUCAUCUUUUUUUCCAUCCCCGAGCCAGC
Molecule: messenger RNA, 669 nt
Organism: Eimeria necatrix
Lineage: Eukaryota; Apicomplexa; Conoidasida; Eucoccidiorida; Eimeriidae
Product: endonuclease/exonuclease/phosphatase domain-containing protein, putative
Exons: 5
Biological process (GO): nuclear-transcribed mRNA catabolic process, deadenylation-dependent decay
Cellular component (GO): mitochondrion
Molecular function (GO): 3'-5'-RNA exonuclease activity
Source: RefSeq, a predicted model, not a curated record